Staurois parvus is the source of this 302-nucleotide messenger RNA. The record is from the annotation of a GenBank genome assembly. NCBI's taxonomy places the organism in Eukaryota, Metazoa, Chordata, Amphibia, Anura, Ranidae.
CUAGGUUUACACCUAUGCAGUUUGUGUUUGACCCAGGGGCGGACUGACUAUUCGAACACUCGGGCACUGCCCGAGGUCAGUAGGGGGCCCCAUGAAAUGCCCCUGGUACCUUUUUAUAGGCUUUUUUGGGUGUGCUUUGAGUGUGGGCAAAGACACAGGGGCCCCAUGAUCCCCUAUUGCCCAGGGGCCACAUGAGUUGUCAGUCCGCCCCUGGUUUGACCCUGCCCAUCAUUGCUGCCUAUCAGUUCCCAUCAGUGCCGCAUAUCAGUGCAGCCUCAUCAGUACCUCCUCAUCAAUGCCCA